AUGGAAGAGCAGCUCAAGGGGCUAGUCAAUCAGAGAGUGGCAGUUCAUGGCAAACUGGCCCGUGUUAACACUGCUUUGCAGUACAGUGCGGAUCAACCGAAUCCGAACAUUAGAAACAUUCAUUUUCUUCAGUUCCACAAAAAGACUGUAGAGAACUGUUAUAACGAGUGCAAUAGUAUUCAGAAUCAGAUUUAUGUACUACCACUCUCUGAAGACCGCCAAGAAGAAGAAACCGAGAGCUACAUCGAAUUCGAGUCGCUAUACAACGACGUUUCCGUUCAAUUGUGUAUGUUGAUCGAGGCGGUGACGAAAACAGAAACUGAUCUGAUUCUCCCGGUCGGACAUCCGAAUCCAGUUCCACCGUUUCCAAUCCAUCCGUAUCUCCCACCGCUACAAGUGCCCUUGCCGACAUUCGACGGCUCUUACGAAAAGUGGUAUUCGUUCAAGUCUUUGUUUACCACCGUGAUGAACCGCUACCAGCAGGAGGAACCAGCAUUGAAACUGUUCCAUCUGCGAAACAGUCUUGUCGGGCAAGCAGCUGGCAUCAUCGACGAAGAUUUGAUAAAUAAUAAUGAUUAUGAUGCCGCAUGGAUGUUGCUUACACAGCGGUACGAAGAUAAACGUGUCGUUGUUGACAAACACGUUGAAAAUCUAUUCAACCUGCCGAAGCUUAGCCAGGAGAACGCAGCGAACAUGAGGAAAUUGAUCGACAGCAGCACCAAGAACGUGGAGGGCUUGCGGCAUCAGAACUUACCGGUGGAUGGACUCGGAGAACAGAUGCUGGUGAAUCUUAUCGCAGCGAAGAUGGAUAAAAGGCUCCGGGUGGCCUGGGAAGCCCGUCAGAAGAAGAAUGUGCUAUCGACGUACGCUGCAACGAUAGACUUUCUGCAAGAGCAGUGUCGAAUUUACGAAAAGCUCGACGCGAGUAUGAAGCCGUUGACGGAGAGUGCUAAACCGAAAGCGAUGGCUAGGAGCCAUACGCUAGUGACAAGUGAUAUGAAGAAUGACAAGUUUGAAUACAAAUGUCCAGUGUGUAAGGCAAGCCAUGAACUUUGGAAGUGCGAGGCCUACAAAAACAAAAGUGGAGAGAGCAGUGCAUGUGCAUCGUCACGUUCUUGUCGGGAAUGUGGCAAGAAACAUCACACUACGCUCCACGUUGAAGACGCAUUUAAAAACGUGAACAGCUCCACUUCCUCAAAUACGACUGAUUAUUCCACGCCAGUCGUAAAACCAGCUGGAAACCUGAUGACCAGCACUACAGCAGGAACGUCAACAACCCUGUGUGCUGAGAAUUCCGAGAAGCAGACCCUACUUUCUACUGCCGUUGUUUUGGUCAACGGCUUGUGCAGCACUCCAUAUCCAUGUCGUGUGCUUCUGGAUUCCGCUUCGCAAAUGAAUUUUGUGACAGAACGAUUUGCGAACCUACUCUCACUGAAAAUGGUACCUGCUAACUUCACGGUUAGCGGUCUGAACGGCAAGAAAACUAGGAUUUGCCGUAUGCUGCGCACCACGAUUAGGUCUUGUCACGCUGACUUCACUACUGACCUAGAUCUACUGGUUACCCCACGAAUCACUGGUGAUCUGCCGGUGAAAUCAUUCGAUGUUUCGGAGUGGCCCAUCUCGAGCGAGCAGGUGCUGGCCGAUCCGACGUUCAACAAUCGAGGACGUGUCGAUAUGUUAAUCGGCGCUGAAUACUUCUGGAACCUGAUGGAGGAUGGCCAAAUCGAACUUGGUUCGAAUCUUCCAAUACUACGAAACACGAAGCUGGGAUGGAUUGCUGGAGGAAUAAUCGCGAGCGAUGCACCUGUCGUUGCGCGCACUUUCUGUCAAACAACUGACGACGACCCGAUCAUCGAUCUGCUGAAGAGCUUCUACAGGGUGGAGGCUUGUGAUGAAAUUCGCCCAUCCGCUACAGCGGAUGAAGUGAAGUGUGUCGAACAUUUCCGUCGCACACACCUACGAAAUGAGGAAGGGCGGUACAUUGUGCGUCACCCCUUUAACGAACGCAAGCACGAACUAGGAGAUUCACGUGAAAUGGCGCUGAAACGCUUUCUGCACCUGGAGCGGAAGCUAGACAAGCAACCAGAAUUAAAGGAGCAGUACUCGCUGUUCAUCCGAGAGUACGAACAACUCGGGCACAUGCGAGAGAUUCAGGAGACAACGGAGGAACCAGGAUCGGUGUACUAUUUGCCACACCACUGUGUGCUGAGACCCACCAGUACGACGACCAAAUUAAGAGUUGUAUUUGAUGGGUCGGCUAGAACGUCCUCGGGUGUAUCGAUCAACGAUAUACUGAUGACUGGACCAAGUGUUCAGAGUGAUCUCAUCGCGAUUUUGCUUCGUUUCCGAGGAUUCCAGUUCGUCUUUACGCUGGACAUUCCAAAAAUGUUUCGUCAAGUUGGCGUACAUUGGUUAGAUACAAGGUACCUACGCAUUUUUUGGAGGUACAACAAAGAUGACAUCCUGACCGUCCGAGAGCUGCAGACGGUUACGUAUGGCCUGGCAUCAUCACCGUUCCAAGCAACGAUGGCGCUCAAGCAAACUGCAGUUGAUCACAAGGAGGAAUUUCCGGAAGCCGCAAAUAUCGUCGAAAAAGGGACGUACAUGGACGACAUCCUAACAGGUGCCGAUACGCUAGCUGAAGCAUGCAAGCUCCAACGAGAAGUGACGGAUCUGCUGGCGAAGGGAUGCUUUGGCGCUCAUAAGUGGUGUGCCAACCACCCCGAUAUUGUGAAAGGUGUUUCUGAAGAGCUACGAGGAAACUCGUUCGUAGUAUCUGACGAAAAUUCGAAGUCGAUCGUGAAGACUCUUGGCAUGACCUGGGAUCCGGUCGACGAUUGGUUUUCUGUAUCGGUUCCGGAAUACGACGUUUUGGAUGAAGUGACUCGUCGCAAGCUUCUAAGCCAGCUGGCCAAGAUUUUCGAUCCGCUGGGCUUCUUCGGCCCCGUGAUUACAACUGCAAAGCUGAUUCUGCGAGAGGUUGGCGAAAUGCAGAUUGAUUGGGACGAGCCAGUCCCUUAUGAAGUGAGAUCCAAGUGGCUAAAUUUUCGCACAGAAAUAGCCGUCCUUAACAAGGUGCGAAUGCCAAGGUGGAUUUCCUGGAAUGGUGCGUUCAAGCUUGAGCUGCAUGGAUUUGCGGACGCCUCCGACGUGGCGUACGGAGCGUGCCUCUAUACACGAGCAGUUUUUCCAGACGGAUCCGCUCAGAUGAAACUGGUUUGCAGUAAAUCCCGCAUUCUACCGAUGAAGAGGGCGAAAACUAAGGCUGUCACGACUCCUCGUGCUGAACUGUUGGCGGCCUUGUUACUCGCCAAGCUGACUGUGAAGUUGCAGGACGCUACGGAAUUAGACUUCGCGUCGACGAAUCUGUGGAGUGAUUCAAAAAUAGUGUUAGCGUGGAUCAGCAAACCACCGAACGUCUUACAUACCUACGUUUCGAAUCGUGUAAGUGAAAUACAGAAACUUACCCCGAAUUGCAGCUGGAAAUAUAUUCCUACGGACGAGAAUCCGGCCGACCUUAUAUCCCGAGGAGAGCGGCCGAAAAAAUUACUCGAGUCUAAGAUGUGGUGGACUGGCCCACCCACAUUCAACGGUUCUGUUGUAGAGAUGACAGAUGUAGUAGCUAUUCCGGAUGAAGAGUUACCGGAAAUGCGUGCUGGCGUAGUACUGGCUGUGACUGCUCUCACCAAAAGAAUGCCAAUGUUUGACAAGAUUAGCGAUUUCACGAAGGUUGUGCGUAGCACAGCCUACCUGGUACGCUUUGCGAUGUUCAUCAUAUCCAGGAAGAAGGAGUUGUUAAAGGGCCCGCUCACUGCUGAAGAAAUAAAGCGGGCAACAAUAGUGAUUGUACGGUUGGUUCAACACGAAACGUUUCAACCAGAGAUUCUCGCCCUGAUGAGCGGCACGGACGCAAAGCAUCGACUCAACGGAUUGAAAGCGUUUUUGGACCCGGAAGACGGCGUGUUACGAGUCGGAGGUCGAAUCAAGCGAGCGUUCAUACCAUACGAUAGUCGACACCAGAUGUUGCUGCCAGCAAAGCACCCGAUCACGGAAGCACUCGUCCGACACCUACAUCUAGAGAACCUUCACAUCGGGCAGAAAGGUCUACUUGCCAUCGUACGACAACGAUUCUGGCCAUUGAACGUGAAAAAUACAAUUCGCAAGGUGAUUCGAAAUUGUAUGGUGUGCUUUAGAGCAAAUCCGUUGAAGACAACUCAGAUGAUGGGUGACUUGCCAUCAUAUCGUAUCCGACCUGCUCCAGCCUUUUCGGACACUGGUGUGGACUACGCUGGGCCUUUUUGGCUUAAGUCAUCGUCUACUGCUCGUAAGCCCUAUAUUACCAAGGCCUACGUGAGUCUCUUUGUGUGUAUGCAAACCCGUGCCAUACAUCUGGAAUUAGUCUCCGACUUGACGACGGCCGCGUUUCUUGCUGCUUUGAGACGAUUCCACAGCCGACGUGGGUAUCCGAAAACAAUGCGCUCUGACAAUGCAACAAACUUUGUCGGAGCCAAGACCGAGUUGCAUGAGCUGUGGCUACUGUUCCAGAACCAAUGUUCUACAGGAAAGAUCGUGAGGUACUGUACCAACAAGGGAAUCGAAUGGUCCUUUAUCCCACCGCGAAGUCCACACUUCGGUGGCAUUUGGGAAGCUGGCGUUAAACAAGUGAAACAUCAUCUCAAGCGUAUUGUCGGUGACCGGAAAUUGACUUUCGAGGAGCUGUAUACUACGCUGACUCAAAUCGAAGCUGUAUUAAACUCUCGACCCCUGGCGCCUAGCUCGGAUGACCCAAACGACUACACAGCUAUAACACCUGCUCACUUCUUGGUAGGCCGCGAGAUGCAAGCCAUUGCUGAACCGUCGUACUUGCAUUUGAAGGAGAACACUUUAUCAAGGUGGCAGCUCGUGCAGACCAUGCUGCAGCACUUCUGGAAACGAUGGACAGCGGAAUACCUGCCGGAACUCCAGACUCGAUCCAAGUGGCUGAAAACGAACGAAAUCAAAGAGGGUUCGCUAGUAUUGCUUGUGGACCAGAACGCACCGCCGCUGCAGUGGCCACUAGGAAGGAUUUCAGCCGUGCACCCCGGACAGGAUAGCGUGACACGUGUCGUUACGGUGAAAACAGCAAAUGGAGGAGAGUUCAAGCGUGCUGUGACGGAGGUCUGUUUGCUGCCAUUUGUCCAUGAGACUUGA
This is a messenger RNA of Ochlerotatus camptorhynchus, 5190 nucleotides long. RefSeq lists its product as uncharacterized. The coding region runs from base 1 to 5190 and encodes 1729 amino acids. The record is from RefSeq and is a predicted model, not a curated record. NCBI's taxonomy places the organism in Eukaryota, Metazoa, Arthropoda, Insecta, Diptera, Culicidae. Gene Ontology annotation, biological process: DNA integration. Gene Ontology annotation, molecular function: nucleic acid binding. The transcript is spliced from 2 exons.